GACUACAACCACACAACAUCUUCUAUCUCACAAUUUGUCUCUCAUAUCCCCAUAAUUUACACGUUCUUUUUAUUGAUAUACAUCAAUCAAAUUAAUUAGCGUCACCUCCACCCACUACGAACACCAGCAGGACUAACACUAGAAAUAAAAUUCCCAUCUUUUUACCUCUCUCAUCCUCUCCUUACCCAAAAAAGAAAAAAAGAAAACGAUGAACUGCUUGCAGAGUUGGCCAGAACCUGUGGUUCGAGUCCAAUCUUUAGCCGCAAGUGGUAUCCAGGCAAUCCCAGAGCGUUAUGUUAAGCCACCUUCUCACAGACCGUUAUCAAACAGUGAUUUCUUACUACCUCAGGAGGUCAACAUUCCUCUUAUUGAUUUCCAAAACGUUUUCUCUAACGACCAACGCCUCCGCGAAGAGGCCCUCCGUUGUAUCUACAGAGCCUGUAGUGAAUGGGGCUUCUUUCAAGUAGUGAACCAUGGUGUGAGCCACGAACUGAUGAAGGGGGUUCGUGAGAUUUGGCGCGAGUUCUUUAACCUGCCAGUAGAAGUGAAGCAAGAGUAUGCUAACAGUCCUGCUACAUAUGAGGGGUAUGGUAGCCGGUUGGGCGUGGAGAAAGGAGCAAGUCUUGAUUGGAGUGAUUAUUUCUUCCUUCAUUACAUGCCUGUUUCUCUCAGAAACCAAAACAAGUGGCCUGCAACCCCAGCUGCUUGCAGGGAAUUGGUAGCUGAGUACGGCCGCGAGGUGGUUAAACUUGGUGGAAAGCUGAUGAAGGCAUUCUCUAUGAACCUUGGCCUGGAAGAGGACUUCCUCCUUGAUGCUUUCGGCGGAGAGGAAAAUGUUGGUGCAUGUUUAAGGGUGAAUUACUAUCCAAGGUGUCCACAGCCAGACCUCACACUAGGCCUCUCGCCGCACUCCGACCCUGGUGGAAUGACCAUUCUCCUGCCUGAUGAAAACGUGGCUGGACUGCAAGUCCGCAGAAAUGACAGUUGGGUCACCGUUAAGCCAGCACCAAACGCCUUUAUUAUAAACAUAGGGGAUCAAAUCCAGGUACUGAGCAAUGGCAUCUACCAGAGCGUGGAGCACAGGGUGAUUGUAAAUUCUAAUAAAGAUAGAGUGUCUCUUGCCUUCUUCUAUAACCCCAAGAGUGACUUGCUCAUUGAACCGUCCAAGGAACUCGUCACCGUCGACCGGCCGGCCCUCUACCCACCGAUGACAUUCGAUGAAUACAGACUUUACAUUAGGACAAAGGGUCCCUGCGGCAAGAAACAAGUUGAAUCCCUAAAAUCUCCUAGACCAUGUAAUGAAUGUUGAAUUGAUGACAGUGUCCGACGACUUUGGUCCCAAUUACUUCAUUCGCAAGUUGCAGGAAACAAAAAGACCAGGGCAAUUUGAAUCACAUGGUGCUGCAUUUUACCACUUACUUUUCCUUCCAAGUUGCCUACGUCUGUUUAGGAUAAUUAAAAUCUCAAUCACAUAUAGUGGAGUUCCUUUUCUAUGCUGUACAAGAAGUUGGAAUUACGUUAUUGUCUAUUUGUCAGUAACAAUUCAAGAAACGAAAACCCAUUGUUUGAGUGA
Molecule: messenger RNA, 1573 nt
Organism: Populus euphratica (Euphrates poplar)
Lineage: Eukaryota; Viridiplantae; Streptophyta; Magnoliopsida; Malpighiales; Salicaceae
Product: leucoanthocyanidin dioxygenase-like
Exons: 3
Coding region: 209-1309 (366 amino acids)
Source: RefSeq, a predicted model, not a curated record